AUGAACGCGCAUCCCCGUCGCAUCCGCCUGAAGCCCUGGCUCAUCGCCCAAGUGAACAGCAACCAGUACCCAGGCCUGCAGUGGGUGAACCCCGAGCGGAAGCUCUUCUGCAUCCCCUGGCGCCAUGCCACCCGGCACGUCCCCACGCAGGACGAUGAGAACACCGUGUUCAAGGCCUGGGCCAAGGAGACCGGCAAGUACAACGAAGGGGUAGAUGAGCCGGACCCAGCCAAGUGGAAAGCCAACCUGCGCUGCGCCCUCAACAAGAGCCGCGAGUUCAAGCUGAUCUACGAUGGCACCAAGGACACGCCCAUGCAGCCCUACAAGAUCUACGAGGUGUACGAGGGCCACCAGCCCAACGGAGACUCGCUGGCCGGGGACGAUCACAGCUGUUGCCCGGGCGAGGAGGAGGAGGAGCUGCAGAAAAUGAUGACGCUGACGAUAGCGGAUCCCAGCCAGGGCGUGGAGCCGCUCCCCUCCUACGUGUGGCCGAAGCAGGAAGUCCCGUAUCCCAACCCCUGCGGGAACGGCUCCUUCCCCCCACUGGGCGCCCAGGAACUCCUCCACCCGGACGUGUCGGCGCCGCCGCCUCCCGCCGCUGGCGCCUUCGCGGCAGGGGAGCUGCCCGCCCAGAGCCCGGCUGGGAGCAUGCCGCUGGAGGGGCCGGGCAGCCUGCAGAACCUGCCCCCCGGGGACGUGUCUCUGCAGCCCAUGGAACAGUUCAUCCCAGACCUGCUCAUCAGCCCGCACAUGCUGCCAUUGACCGACCUGGAGCUCAAGUUCCACUACCGCGGGCGGCAGGCCAGCUCCCUGACCAUCAGCAACCCCCACGGGUGCCGGCUGUUCCACAGCAGCCUGGAGCCCACGCACGAGCAGGUGGAGCUCUUUGGGCCCGUGACGCUGGAGCAGGUGCGCUUCCCCAGCACCGAGCACAUCCCCAACGAGAAGCAGCGCUUCUACACCCACCAGCUGCUGGAUGUCAUGGACCGGGGCCUCAUUCUGGAGCUGCAGGGCCAAGACAUCUACGCCGUCCGGCUGUGUCAGUGCAAGGUCUUCUGGACGGGGCCCUGCGCCGGCGAGCGGGCCGGCCCCAACCCCAUCGAGCGCGAGAGGAAGAUCAAACUCUUCAGCCUGGAGAACUUCCUCAACGGGCUCAUCCUGUUCCAGAAGGGCCAGACCAGCACGCCGCCCCCCUUCGAAAUCUUCCUCUGCUUCGGAGAGGAGUGGCCGGACCAGAAGCCGAAGGAGAAGAAACUUAUCACCGUCCAGGUCGUGCCAGUGGCCGCCCGGAUCCUGCUGGAGAUGUUCUCUGGGGAGCUCUCCUGGUCGGCAGACAGCAUCCGCCUCCAGAUCUCCCAUCCGGACCUGAAAGACAAGAUGGUGGAGCAGUUCAAGGAGCUGCAUCAGCUCUGGCAAAACCAGCAGGGCCUGCAGGCCCACCCGGCCUCGAACCUGGAGCCAGGCCCGGGCCCGUGGGCGAUGCAGGCCAGCAGCAUGCAGCAGUGA
This is a messenger RNA of Emys orbicularis (European pond turtle), 1506 nucleotides long. RefSeq names its product interferon regulatory factor 5 (gene IRF5). The record is from RefSeq and is a predicted model, not a curated record. The transcript has 8 exons. NCBI's taxonomy places the organism in Eukaryota, Metazoa, Chordata, Testudines, Emydidae. Bases 1 to 1506 code for a protein of 501 amino acids. Gene Ontology annotation, cellular component: nucleus. Gene Ontology annotation, biological process: regulation of transcription by RNA polymerase II; immune system process. Gene Ontology annotation, molecular function: DNA-binding transcription factor activity, RNA polymerase II-specific; RNA polymerase II cis-regulatory region sequence-specific DNA binding; protein binding.